This is a messenger RNA of Cucurbita moschata (crookneck pumpkin), 3481 nucleotides long. Its product is annotated as kinesin-like protein KIN-14F. The record is from RefSeq and is a predicted model, not a curated record. Gene Ontology annotation, biological process: microtubule-based movement. Lineage: Eukaryota; Viridiplantae; Streptophyta; Magnoliopsida; Cucurbitales; Cucurbitaceae. Gene Ontology annotation, molecular function: ATP binding; microtubule motor activity; microtubule binding. The transcript is spliced from 18 exons. Bases 328 to 3414 code for a protein of 1028 amino acids.
UCUUCAUCUCUCUCUCUCUCUCUCAAACUUCCCCCACGUCGAAGGAGCAUUUACUAAUCCGGUUCUGAUUUUCUUCUUCUUCUUCUGAGAAUCCUGACAUCAACGAUCACGAGAAGCUCGUUGAACUUCUCACCAAACUUUGUUGCUAAUCAAUUUCCUCCGGAAAGGAAGUCGAAGAUUCAUUACUGGUGAAGAUUUUGAUCAUUGUACUUGUUAGAUCGUGAGAACAGAGGAAAAAUCGAAUUGGAGUGUAAAUCUUUUGUUUCUGUGCGUUGAAAAGAAAGAAUUGGAGAUUCUUGGAAGGAGAAUCGAGUGUGAUUCAUCAAAAUGCCGCAGGAAUUCAGUUUUCGGAGUUCGAUUUUGACGUCUCCGAACAAGAAUAUGAGAGGAUUGAAGGCUCUGGUUCCGAAUUGUAAUGAGAUUACUUCUAAUUCCGCGAUUUCUGAGGAAGUUAUCAACGACGAUGAAUUGGCUCAGCGGAAAGCGGAAGAAGCUGCGUUGAGGAGGAAUCAAGCAGUAGAAUGGCUACGCCAAAUGGAUCAUGGAGCAUUAGGAGUACUAUCGAAGGAGCCCUCAGAAGAAGAGUUCUGUCUCGCUCUUCGCAAUGGCCUUAUCCUCUGCAUCGUCCUCAACAAAGUAAACCCUGGUGUUGUUCCCAAGGUAGUGGAGAGUCCAGUUCUGACAGUUCAAUCAACCGAAGGAGCUGCUCAAUCUGCAAUCCAGUAUUUUGAAAACAUGAGAAACUUCUUGGAGGCAGUUAAAAACAUGAAGCUCUUGACAUUCGAAGCUUCCGACUUGGAAAAGGGAGGUACUUCUAGUAAAGUUGUGGAGUGUAUUCUUUGCUUGAAAGGAUACUAUGAGUGGAAACAAGCUGGUGGGAUUGGCGUUUGGAGAUAUGGAGGAACUGUACGGAUCACAUCUCUUGCCAAAAGUUCACCAUCCGUGACUGGAACUGAGAGUACAGACGAGUCGGAUUCGUCUCGGUUCGAGCAGCUACUAGACUUCCUCCAUCUUUCUAAUGAAGUUUCAGUUGAAGAAUCAAGAACUUGCAGUGCUCUUGCUUUUCUUUUUGAUCGUUUUGGACUCAAACUUCUACAAGCUUACCUUAAAGAGACUAACGAAAUUGAAGAUUUCCCUUUAAAUGCAAUGGUAAUUGAUGCACUACUUAACAAGGUUGUCAAGGAUUUCUCUGCACUGCUCAUGUCUCAAGGCACUCAGCUUGGGCUCUUUCUGAAAAAGAUGUUAAAAAGUGACUUAAGUUCAUUAUCGAAAUCUGAAUUCAUAGAAGCAAUUUCUCGAUACAUCAGUCAAAGAGCUAAUAUGGCAUCAAGUGAUAUCUCCAAAUUCUGUGUUUGUGGAGGAAAACGUGAGGUUAUUCAUAGGACUGCUUUUGGCCAUGAAGAACAAGUUCGUGCUCAACAAAAUCAAAUUCAGGAGCUAAACUCAGCAUUUCAAGAAACCAAGCUUGAAGUUAAACACAUACAGUCCCAAUGGAAUGAGGAAGUUGAAAGGCUUGAACAUCAUCUCAAGGGCCUUGAAAUGGCUUCCUCUUCUUACCACAAGGUCUUGGAAGAGAAUCGUAUACUUUACAAUCAAGUUCAAGACCUUAAAGGAACAAUAAGGGUAUACUGUAGAGUGAGGCCUUUCUUGCCAGGACAAGCCAACCAGCAUUCUACUGUUGACUAUAUUGGAGAAAAUGGGAACAUAAUGAUUGGAAGAAGAGUAUUUUCCUUCAAUAAAGUCUAUGGAACUAAUGUUACCCAAGGAGAAAUAUAUAUGGAUACUCAACCAUUGAUCAGAUCUGUUCUUGAUGGUUUUAAUGUAUGCAUCUUUGCAUAUGGACAAACGGGCUCGGGAAAGACAUACACAAUGAGUGGCCCAGAUUUGAUGAGUGAGGAUACAUGGGGUGUUAAUUAUCGAGCUCUCAAUGACUUAUUCCAAAUAUCAAAUGCAAGAUUGGAUAUGAUAAAAUAUGAAGUUGGUGUUCAAAUGAUCGAAAUAUACAAUGAGCAAGUGAGAGAUUUGUUAGUCAGUGAUGGCUCAAACAGAAGGUUAGAUAUACGAAACAACUCUCAACUAAGUGGCCUUAAUGUACCUGAUGCAAGCUGGGUUCCUGUGACAUGCACUCAAGAUGUUCUUCAUUUGAUGAACAUUGGCCACAAUAAUCGAGCUAUCGGUGCUACGGCGUUAAACGAGCGAAGUAGUCGUUCACAUAGUGUUUUAAUAGUUCAUCUUCUUGGAAAAGAUUUGGUGUCUGGAUCCAUCAUUAGGGGGUGUCUUCAUCUAGUUGAUCUAGCUGGUAGUGAAAGAGUGGACAAAUCUGAAGCUGUUGGUGACAGAUUAAAGGAAGCACAACAUAUAAACAAAUCCCUGUCUGCACUUGGAGAUGUGAUAUCUGCUCUUGCACAAAAGAGUGCUCAUAUCCCUUACAGAAAUAGCAAACUUACUCAACUCCUUCAAGAUUCUUUAGGUGGACAAGCUAAGACAUUGAUGUUUGUACAUAUAAAUUCCGAGGCCGAUGCACUCGGAGAGACGAUUAGCACGCUUAAGUUUGCUGAGAGAGUUGCCUCCAUUGAAUUAGGUGCAGCUCGUUGUAACAAAGAAAACAGUCAAAUCCGAGAGCUUAAAGACGAGAUAUCGAAUCUUAAAUCAGCUUUAGAGAGGAAGGAUACAGAGCUUGAACAGCUAAAGGGUGGCAAUGCUCGAGCUCUUGGACACAAUCAGAAGCCAAGAACUGCCUCGCCCUUUCGUGUUCUAAGACAUGGUACUAAUGGAGGUGCUAAGCCUGAACAUAGUCAACGGCCUCUGGAUGAUACUAAAACUUUGAAGGCUAGAAGCUGCUCUUCAGGAAAGCAAAGAAGGUCAAGAUUUCCCUCAACAUUGACAGAGAAAGAUGCAAUAAAAAUGAGAUUGUUAGGUGAAGAGAGAUCAACAACAAGUUCAAGCUCUGGAAAUCCAAGGUCACCAUCUCCACCAGUUAGGAGAUCAAUAUCAACAGAUAGAGGUGCCCUUUUAAGAAGCAAGGUUAAGACAGAGACGAACGAGAACCAACCAAUAGCAAAGCCUUCAUCAUUUCUUGAUAUCCAAAAAGCAGCAAUGGGCUCAACAAAGAAGAAGCAACUAGUUUGCCAAGAAAAAAAUGAGCAAGAUUCAAGAAAGAGUGACUUCUCUGAGAUGGAGAAUGACCAGUUUCUUGGGGGAAUGCCUCUUGGUGGUGCUUUGAAGGUGAAAAAAGUUUGUCACAACUUCCCGAGGAACUCUCAGAAUCUGGAACCACCAAGAGUACAAGUUGGGGCUGUUGAAACUUUGCUAAGAACAAGUAGAGUUGAGAAUGGGAGUCGCAAUCAAAACAAAGUCCGCAAUGGAUCAAUGCCUGAAUUUGGAAGAAGCAGAUCUACAACUCGCAGGGAGUGAACACUGAAAAUAACUUACCUUAACACUCCAAUGAAUAUUAAUUAAAUCUCCCUUGUAUGGCCUAAAU